AUCCUGUCAUCGUCGCUCGUUAGCCUCCUACCAUCAUCGUCGCUCGUUAGCCUCCUACCAUCAUCGACGCUCGUUAGCAUCCUACGCUCCAGCUAGCGAAAUGUCACAGUCCGGUGUGCAACAGACGCUACAGCGAGCACCGCCGCCGCCGCCCUCGAGGUUAAAGGUCGCUGCAACCGUCCUGUUCCACUCGACAUGCGCAAUCAGUGUCACUCUCAUCUCCAAGUCCGCGUUGAACGGCGUUGAGCUUCCGGUGUCACUGCUGGCGCUGCAAACAACCGUCCAAGUCCUCCUCCUGACCGCCAUUGGCAGGCCAUUGGGCUGGAUCCGCUUCAGGAGACCGCUUUCUGCAUGGAAAGCCAUCUUCCCGCUCUGCUGCGCGCGUCUAGUCGGAAUCCUCGCCAAAACCCUCUGCCUCGCAGCCGUCAAUGCAUCAUUCUACCAGAUCGCGCGGGGCCUGCUCCUCCCAUUCACGCUGCUCCUCUCCUACGUGAUCCUGCGUCCGCGCCCCACCAACCCGCCGCUCUCCCUCUUCGGCUGCGGCGUCAUCAUGCUCGGCUUCGGCACCGGCAUGGUAACGGACAUCCAAAAGAUGUUGACCUCGUACAAGGGCCUGUUCCUUGGCGUCGGGAGCUCCUUCACGACCGCCGUGGAAUCCGUCGUGGUCAAGAAGUUCCUGGGCAAGGGUGACGAGGGGAUGUGGCAGCUGGUGUGGAUGUCGUCCGUGAUGCAGCUGGUGCUGUACGUCCCGAUCCUGACGAUCUCCGGCGAGACGACGCUGCUCGCCGCCACCACCCCGCUGGUCUUCUCGCAGUUCGUGCGUGCAGCUAUCAUGACCGGCUUCGCCUCGUUCCUGUUGACCCUCGCGACGUUCCUCCAGAUCUCAGUCACCAGUCCGACUACGCACAUGAUCGUCACCGCCGCCCGCGGCGUCGCGCAGAGCGCCCUGGCCGUAAUGAUCCUCGGCGAGAGUGUCACCGCCGGCCGCGUCUGGAGUAUGGCUUGUAUACUGGGUGGCAGCACCAUCUAUGGCAUCGGGAAGGAUAGGCUGAGGGAGACGAAGGAGGUGCAGCGCGCAGGGGGGUAUCAGGCUGUGCCUGUGGGCGAGGCGGACGUGGAGUUGGGCGAGAAGAAGUAGUUUAUCGUUUAUCGUUUAUCGCGAUACGAGGCUGGUACGCUCGUGGAUCACUGGGGGGUUUUGGUGCCCGUGAGUUUUUAUCUAUUUGGUUGGCAUAGACUUUAUUUCUACUAUAGAGCGAUAAUUAUUCUUUAUGCAGUGUACACUGUAACUACUACCUACCACGCAAUGGGAUUUUUGACUGUGUACCUAACACACCAGCGGAAUAGAGUUCAUACGGUACGGUACCAAU
This is a messenger RNA of Tricharina praecox, 1370 nucleotides long. RefSeq lists its product as uncharacterized. Gene Ontology annotation, biological process: protein O-linked glycosylation via fucose; GDP-fucose import into Golgi lumen. The transcript is spliced from 3 exons. Bases 101 to 1138 code for a protein of 345 amino acids. Gene Ontology annotation, molecular function: antiporter activity. Lineage: Eukaryota; Fungi; Ascomycota; Pezizomycetes; Pezizales; Pyronemataceae. The record is from RefSeq and is a predicted model, not a curated record. Gene Ontology annotation, cellular component: Golgi apparatus.